Arachis ipaensis is the source of this 1841-nucleotide messenger RNA. RefSeq names its product peroxin 10 (gene PEX10). Gene Ontology annotation, cellular component: peroxisomal membrane. NCBI's taxonomy places the organism in Eukaryota, Viridiplantae, Streptophyta, Magnoliopsida, Fabales, Fabaceae. The record is from RefSeq and is a predicted model, not a curated record. Gene Ontology annotation, molecular function: zinc ion binding. Gene Ontology annotation, biological process: protein import into peroxisome matrix.
CAAUAUUUGUUGGUCGUACAACAUUACUACAUGGAUAUUAUUCUUUGUUUCUGUUUCAGAAAAACAAAAAAAAAAAAAAAAUCUUUUAAUAACAUAUCAAAGGCACACUCCCGAAGUCCCGAACGGAAGACACACUUGUUUGCGUACUGCUUCUGCCUCAGUUCCUUCCUCUGCAACCACCUCUCCAGUCCUCUCUCUCUUUCUCUCUCACUCUGCUUCACGUCUCCCUGCCGCCAGCACCUCUCGUCCGCUGCCACCGUCGCCAUCUUCCUGCAGGAUUCAGACUACAAGGACAGUUUAAGUUCUACACUGGAUACCAAUAUCUUGAUAAAUUAUAAUCAUCCUAAUUUUUUUAGAUUUGGUUUAAUUUUUAGGCUUUGCUGUAAGAAAGAAGGGAAGGAACAAUUAAUCAUGGGUUGGGGUCACAUUGGAAGAAAUGGCAGUGACGAAGCUGGUCCUAGCAGCACCGUCCCCACAACCACCGAGCCACGGCGGUUCCCGCUGGCUGCUCAGCCGGAGAUGAUGCGUGCUGCUGAGAAGGACGAGCAGUAUGCCUCUUUCGUCUAUGAAGCCUGCCGCGACGCCUUCCGGCACCUCUUUGGUACAAGGGUUGCUGUUGCUUAUCAAAACGAGACAAAACUCUUGGGACAAAUGUUGUACUAUGUUCUCACAACAGGAUCAGGGCAGCAGACACUUGGGGAGGAGUACUGUGACAUCACUCAGGUUGCUGGUCCUUAUGGGCUGCCUCCUACCCCUGCAAGGCGUACUCUUUACAUUGUAUACCAGACAGCGAUUCCUUAUAUUGCAGAUCGUAUUAGUUCACGAAUUGCUUCCCGUGGCAUUGCCCUCGCUGAUUCAGAGUUUGCGGAGAGUUAUGGUGAUAGUGCUAUCAGGAGCAGUAAUUCACAGGAUUCUGCGGCUAGUCCUUCAACAUCAGGACAACAUAGUACAACUCUUUCAAGAUUGAAGCAAAAACUGAGUGGUUUUUGGUUGCAUGUGGUUCAGCAAUGGCCUGCGAUGCUCCCUUUUGUGCGUGAAUUGAUACAGCUGGUUCUUCGUGCUAAUCUAAUGCUGUUCUACUUUGAAGGCCUUUAUUAUCAUAUAUCCAAGCGUGCUGCAGGCAUUCGUUAUGUCUUCAUUGGAAAACCAUCAAAUCAAAGACCCAGAUACCAAAUACUAGGAGUAUUUCUGCUGAUUCAACUUUGUGUAAUAGCUGCGGAGCGGCUACGUCGAAGAAAUUUAUCUUCAAUUGCUGGCUCAGUUCAUCAGGCAUCCUUUGCAACCCAACAGAGAUCAGCAGGACAUGGUUUGCCUGUUCUGAAUGAAGAAGGUAAUCUGGCAUCUCUAGAUACUGACGAAGGAGGUUGGGUCUUUGAUUCUUCAUCUUCUGAGUAUGGAACUAGCAAAUGCACUCUUUGCCUAAGUAAUCGUCAACAUCCAACAGCUACAUCCUGUGGCCAUGUAUUUUGCUGGAACUGUAUCACAGAAUGGUGCAAUGAAAAGCCAGAAUGUCCUCUUUGCCGCACCCCAAUAACACAUUCAAGUCUAGUUUGUGUGUAUCAUUCAGACUUCUAGAGUAUGCAUUUCUUCAGCUGCAAUCUCUUGUAUAAAAGAGAGAGGAUAUAUCAUGAAAGGCAACAUUUUGCUUGUCUUGAAUCUUGCAAGGAUUUUAUUUAUUUAUUUAUUUAUAAUGAUGUCAUUACAAGGGAUACUUGGAUGUUCCUAGAGUAUGUUUAUGUUUAAUUAAUUGACACAUUUACAACCACUCAAUUUAUGUGGUUUUUGUAUAACUACUAACAUUAAAAUAAUAAAAUGAAAAUAUAUGGUGGUUUAUGUUUGUA